Messenger RNA from Zychaea mexicana, 975 nucleotides. RefSeq names its product glutathione S-transferase. Gene Ontology annotation, cellular component: cytoplasm. The transcript is spliced from 8 exons. NCBI's taxonomy places the organism in Eukaryota, Fungi, Mucoromycota, Mucoromycetes, Mucorales, Lichtheimiaceae. The coding region runs from base 1 to 975 and encodes 324 amino acids. The record is from RefSeq and is a predicted model, not a curated record. Gene Ontology annotation, molecular function: glutathione transferase activity.
AUGGCUUCUACCACACCACAACAAGAUAAAAAACAACCCGAGAUCCUCAAUUGGGCUUCUAAAGAUGGCGAGUUCCGUCGUCAACAAUCAUCAUUUCGCGACCAAAUCGUUGACGAGCCAGGUGCCAAGUUUGCUCCAGAACCUAACCGAUAUCACUUGUACGUGUCGCUGGCUUGUCCAUGGGCCCAUCGUACACUCAUUGUUCGUGAAUUAAAGGGGCUUCAAGAUCUUAUCAGCGUGUCUGUGGUGGAUUAUCUGUUCCUUGACAAGGGAUGGAAAUUCUCCACGUCUGAAGAAUGCCCUGGUGCUAUUCCAGACACUGUCAAUAAUGCAGCCUACAUGCGCGAUCUCUACUUUAAGGUCGAGCCCAACUACUCUGGUCGGUUCACAGUACCAGUCCUUUGGGAUAAGAAGCUUAACACUCUCGUAAACAACGAGAGCUCUGAGAUCAUUCGCAUGCUUAACACGGCUUUUGACAAGCUCUUACCCGACGACAAGAAAAAUAUCAACUAUUAUCCUGAAAACUUGCGUGCCGAGAUCGAUGAGUUGAACGAGUGGGUUUACGACACUGUAAACAAUGGUGUAUACAAAUCUGGAUUUGCAACAUCACAGCAGGCUUAUGAAAACAAUGUACAUCCCCUUUUCAAGUCAUUGGAUCGAAUUGAAGGCAUUUUGUCGAAAUCCGACUUCCUAGUUGCAAACACUUUCACUGAAGCUGAUAUCCGUUUGUUCACAACUAUUGUCAGAUUUGAUCCAGUGUACCAUGGUCACUUCAAGUGCAACGCCAAGUCGAUCGAAAAGGAUUAUCCCCAUAUCCUGAAAUGGACACGUCGCAUCUAUCAGAUGCCCGGAGUUGCUGGUACGGUGAACCUGGAGCAUAUCAAAAAGCACUACUACAUGUCUCAUCGUCAAAUCAACCCUACCCAAGUCGUCCCUAUUGGCAACGGACCCGAUCUUUCCUUGCCCAUCAACUAA